Rana temporaria (common frog) is the source of this 6670-nucleotide messenger RNA. RefSeq lists its product as uncharacterized. Lineage: Eukaryota; Metazoa; Chordata; Amphibia; Anura; Ranidae. The record is from RefSeq and is a predicted model, not a curated record. Bases 5148 to 6485 code for a protein of 445 amino acids. The transcript has 2 exons.
CUUUGAUUGGACAGUUCAGGAGCCAAUAAGGUCCUAUAAUGUCGCUGUAAGCAAACGUUCCACUAGAUGGCAGUCUGGCACCAAUAAAGUCCUAUAUUGUCUCAGCAAAACGUCCACUAGAUGGCAGUCAAGUACCAAUAAAACCUACUAUUAUCUCAGUUAGCAAAGUGUCCACUAGAUGGCAGUCUGGUACCAAUAAAGUCCUACAAGGUCUUUGUUAGCAAAAUGUCCACUAGAUGGCAGUCAGGUACCAAUAAAGUCCUAUAUUGUCUCAGAAAAACGUCCACUAGAUGGCAGUCUGGCACCAAUAAAGUAUUAUAACAACCUUUGAUUGGACAAUGCAAAGGACAGUUCAGGAGCCAAUAAGGUCCUAUAAUGUCGCUGUAAGCAAACGUUCCACUAGAUGGCAGUCUGGCACCAAUAAAGUCCUAUAUUGUCUCAGCAAAACGUCCACUAGAUGGCAGUCAAGUACCAAUAAAACCUACUAUUAUCUCAGAUAGCAAAGUGUCCACUAGAUGGCAGUCUGGUACCAAUAAAGUCCUACAAGGUAUUUGUUAGCAAAAUGUCCACUAGAUGGCAGUCAGGUACCAAUAAAGUCCUAUAUUGUCUCAGAAAAACGUCCACUAGAUGGCAGUCAAGUACCAAUAAAACCUACUAUUAUCUCAGUUAGCAAAGUGUCCACUAGAUGGCAGUCUGGUACCAAUAAAGUCCUACAAGGUCUUUGUUAGCAAAAUGUCCACUAGAUGGCAGUCAGGUACCAAUAAAGUCCUAUAUUGUCUCAGAAAAACGUCCACUAGAUGGCAGUCAGGUACCAAUAAAGUAUUAUAACAACCUUUGAUUGGACAAUGCAAAGGACAGUUCAGGAGCCAAUAAGGUCCUAUAAUGUCGCUGUAAGCAAACGUUCCACUAGAUGGCAGUCUGGCACCAAUAAAGUCCUAUAUUGUCUCAGCAAAACGUCCACUAGAUGGCAGUCAAGUACCAAUAAAACCUAUUACUAUCUCAGUUAGCAAAGUGUCCACUAGAUGGCAGUCUGGUACCAAUAAAGUCCUACAAGGUCUUUGUUAGCAAACAAAACGUCCACUAGAUGGCAGUCAGGUACCAAUAAAGUCCUAUAUUGUCUCAGAAAAACGUCCACUAGAUGGCAGUCAGGUACCAAUAAAACCUACUACUAUCUCAGUUAGCAAAGUGUCCACUAGAUGGCAGUCAGGGACCAAUAUAACCUACUACUAUCUCAGUUAGCAAAAUGUCCACUAGAUGGCAGUCUGGCACCAAUAAAGUAUUAUAACAACCUUUGAUUGGACAAUGCAAAGGACAGUUCAGGAGCCAAUAAGGUCCUAUAAUGUUGCUGUAAGCAAACGUUCCACUAGAUGGCAGUCAGGUACCAAUACAGUCCUAUAUUGUCUCACAAAACGUCCACUAGAUGGCAGUCAGGUACCAAUAAAACCUACUACUAUCUCAGUUAGCAAAGUGUCCACUAGAAGGCAGUCUGGCACCAAUAAAGUCCUAAAUUGUCUCAUCAAAACGUCCACUAGAUGGCAGUCAGGUACCAAUAAAACCUACUACUAUCUCAGUUAGCAAAGUGUCCACUAGAUGGCAGUCUGGUACCAAUAAAAUCCUACAAGGUCUUUUUUUAGCAAAAUGUCCACUAGAUGGCAGUCAGGUACCAAUAAAGUCCUAUAUUGUCUCUCUUAGCAAAGUGUCCACUAGAUGGCAGUCUGGCACCAUUAAAGUAUUAUAGCAACCUAUGAUUUGACGAUGCACAGGGCAGUUCAGAAGCCAAUAAGUUCCUAUAAUGUCGUUGUAAGCAAACGUUCCACUAUGUGGCAGUCUGGCACCAAUAAAGUCCUAUAUUGUCUCAACAAAACGUCCACUAGAUGGCAGUCAGGUACCAAUAAAACCUACUACUAUCUCAGUUAGCAAAGUGUCCAGUAGAUGGCAGUCUGGCACCAAUAAAGUAUUAUAACAACCUUUGAUUGGACAAUGCAAAGGACAGUUCUGGAGCCAAUAAGGUCCUAUAAUGUCGCUGUAAGCAAACGUUCCACUAGAUGGCAGUCUGGCACCAAUAAAUUCCUACAAUGUCUUUGUUAGCAAAAUGUCCACUAGAUGGCAGUCAGGUACCAAUAAAGUCCUAUAUUGUCUCAACAAAACGUCCACUAGAUGGCAGUCAAGUACCAAUAAAACCUAUUACUAUCUCAGUUAGCAAAGUGUCCACUAGAUGGCAGUCUGGUACCAAUAAAGUCCUACAAGGUCUUUGUUAGCAAAAUGUCCACUAGAUGGCAGUCAGGUACCAAUAAAGUCCUAUAUUGUCUCUUUUAGCAAAGUGUCCACUAGAUGGCAGUCUGGCACCAAUAAAUUAUUAUAGCAACCUAUGAUUGGACGAUGCAAAGGGCAGUUCAGGAGCCAAUAAGUUCCUAUAAUAUCGCUGUAAGCAAACGUUCCACUAGGUGGCAGUCUGGCACCAAUGAAGUCCUAUAUUGUCUCAGCAAAACGUCCACUAGAUGGCAGUCUGGCACCAAUAAAAUCCUACAAUGUCUUUGUUAGCAAAACGUCCACUAGAUGGCAGUCAGGUACCAAUAAAACCUACUACUAUCUCAGUUAGCAAAAUGUCCACUAGAUGGCAGUCUGGCACCAAUAAAGUAUUAUAACAACCUUUGAUUGGACAAUGCAAAGGACAGUUCAGGAGGCAAUAAGGUCCUAUAAUGUCGCUGUAAGCAAACGUUCCACUAGAUGGCAGUCUGGCAGCAAUAAAGUCCUAUAUUGUCUCAGCAAAACGUCCACUAGAUGGCAGUCAGGUACCAAUAAAACCUACUACUAUCUCAGUUAGCAAAGUGUCCACUAGAUGGCAGUCAGGGACCAAUAUAACCUACUACUAUCUCAGUUAGCAAAAUGUCCACUAGAUGGCAGUCUGGCACCAAUAAAGUAUUAUAACAACCUUUGAUUGGACAAUGCAAAGGACAGUUCAGGAGCCAAUAAGGUCCUAUAAUGUUGCUGUAAGCAAACGUUCCACUAGAUGGCAGUCAGGUACCAAUACAGUCCUAUAUUGUCUCACAAAACGUCCACUAGAUGGCAGUCAGGUACCAAUAAAACCUACUACUAUCUCAGUUAGCAAAGUGUCCACUAGAAGGCAGUCUGGCACCAAUAAAGUCCUAAAUUGUCUCAUCAAAACGUCCACUAGAUGGCAGUCAGGUACCAAUAAAACCUACUACUAUCUCAGUUAGCAAAGUGUCCACUAGAUGGCAGUCUGGUACCAAUAAAAUCCUACAAGGUCUUUUUUUAGCAAAAUGUCCACUAGAUGGCAGUCAGGUACCAAUAAAGUCCUAUAUUGUCUCUCUUAGCAAAGUGUCCACUAGAUGGCAGUCUGGCACCAUUAAAGUAUUAUAGCAACCUAUGAUUUGACGAUGCACAGGGCAGUUCAGAAGCCAAUAAGUUCCUAUAAUGUCGUUGUAAGCAAACGUUCCACUAUGUGGCAGUCUGGCACCAAUAAAGUCCUAUAUUGUCUCAACAAAACGUCCACUAGAUGGCAGUCAGGUACCAAUAAAACCUACUACUAUCUCAGUUAGCAAAGUGUCCAGUAGAUGGCAGUCUGGCACCAAUAAAGUAUUAUAACAACCUUUGAUUGGACAAUGCAAAGGACAGUUCUGGAGCCAAUAAGGUCCUAUAAUGUCGCUGUAAGCAAACGUUCCACUAGAUGGCAGUCUGGCACCAAUAAAUUCCUACAAUGUCUUUGUUAGCAAAAUGUCCACUAGAUGGCAGUCAGGUACCAAUAAAGUCCUAUAUUGUCUCAACAAAACGUCCACUAGAUGGCAGUCAAGUACCAAUAAAACCUAUUACUAUCUCAGUUAGCAAAGUGUCCACUAGAUGGCAGUCUGGUACCAAUAAAGUCCUACAAGGUCUUUGUUAGCAAAAUGUCCACUAGAUGGCAGUCAGGUACCAAUAAAGUCCUAUAUUGUCUCUUUUAGCAAAGUGUCCACUAGAUGGCAGUCUGGCACCAAUAAAUUAUUAUAGCAACCUAUGAUUGGACGAUGCAAAGGGCAGUUCAGGAGCCAAUAAGUUCCUAUAAUAUCGCUGUAAGCAAACGUUCCACUAGGUGGCAGUCUGGCACCAAUGAAGUCCUAUAUUGUCUCAGCAAAACGUCCACUAGAUGGCAGUCUGGCACCAAUAAAAUCCUACAAUGUCUUUGUUAGCAAAACGUCCACUAGAUGGCAGUCAGGUACCAAUAAAACCUACUACUAUCUCAGUUAGCAAAAUGUCCACUAGAUGGCAGUCUGGCACCAAUAAAGUAUUAUAACAACCUUUGAUUGGACAAUGCAAAGGACAGUUCAGGAGGCAAUAAGGUCCUAUAAUGUCGCUGUAAGCAAACGUUCCACUAGAUGGCAGUCUGGCAGCAAUAAAGUCCUAUAUUGUCUCAGCAAAACGUCCACUAGAUGGCAGUCAGGUACCAAUAAACUCCUAUAUUGUCUCAGCAAAACGUCCACUAGAUGGCAGUCAGGUACCAAUAAAACCUACUACUAUCUCAGUUAGCAAAGUGUCCACUAGAUGGCAGUCUGGCAGCAAUAAAGUCCUAUAUUGUCUCAGAAAAACGUCCACUAGAUGGCAGUCAGGUACCAAUAUGACCUACGACUAUCUCAGUUAGCAAAUUGUCCACUAGAUGGCAGUCAGACACCAAAAUGGUCCUACAUUUACUUGCUAGUCCAGCUUUCUGAUAAGAAAAAAAGAAUUAUAACACAAAGUAGACUGCACUUUAGUAUACUACAUUUUUAUAGUACAGUAUUUAGAAACAUUGAAUAGAACAUCUUAAUAGUUCUGUCCCCCAUAAUUCAUUUCAGGUCCCACCCAGGUGCUCUGUCCCAAGGAUGCUAUGUCCCGGGAUCUCAGCACCAUCAUUAUUUGAGUUACUGGACAUGCUCAGCAACUCAAACAAGGGUAAUAAUCGAGGGGGUUUACAGCAAUGAGUAGGCGGUUACUGCAUAAUUAGGGGUGGGACUGCACAGAAAGUGGCCAUGAUCUUGGCCGGGACACCUAGAAAAGUAGGCAUGGCCUGGUUGAGACCAUAUAGAAGGUGAACUUUUUUAAGCGUGGGCUGUGGGCACCUUUGAUGGUAACGAGUACAAUUUCAAAAUGUGGAGCCCCCUUGGGAGAGAUGGAAGAUGCCAGGGCUUCCCCUUGACCACUUCUGGACCCUUGUGGCAGAAUUCAGAACGAGAACUGGUAAGGGAAGGGCCUACAGGGGACAUUUAGAUCAGGCUAUUGGGCCCCUUACAGGGCUUCCCCCUGGCCACUUCUGGACCCUUGUGGCAGAAUUCAGAACGAGAACUGGUAAGGGAAGGGCCUACAGGGGACAUUUAGAUCAGGCUAUUGGGCCCCUUACAGGGCAUCCCCCUGGCCACUUCUGGACCCUUGUGGCAGAAUUCAGAACGAGAACUGGUAAGGGAAGGGCCUACAGGGGACAUUUAGAUCAGGCUAUUGGGCCCCUUACAGGGCUUCCCCCUGGCCACUUCUGGACCCUUGUGGCAGAAUUCAGAACGAGAACUGGUAAGGGAAGGGCCUACAGGGGACAUUUAGAUCAGGCUAUUGGGCCCCUUACAGGGCAUCCCCCUGGCCACUUCUGGACCCUUGUGGCAGAAUUCAGAACGAGAACUGGUAAGGGAAGGGCCUACAGGGGACAUUUAGAUCAGGCUAUUGGGCACCUUACAGGGCUUCCCCCUGGCCACUUCUGGACCCUUGUGGCAGAAUUCAGAACGAGAACUGGUAAGGAAAGGGGCUACAGGGGACAUUUAGAUCAGGCUAUUGGGCCCCUUACAGGGCUUCCCCCUGACCACUUCUGGACCCUUGUGGCAGAAUUCAGAACGAGAACUGGUAAGGGAAGGGCCUACAGGGGACAUUUAGAUCAGGCUGUUGGGCCCCUUACAGGGCUUCCCCCUGGCCACUUCUGGACCCUUGUGGCAGAAUUCAGAACAAGAACUGGUAAGGGAAGGGCCUACAGGGGACAUUUAGAUCAGGCUAUUGGGCCCCUUACAGGGCUUCCCCCUGGCCACUUCUGGACCCUUGUGGCAGAAUUCAGAACGAGAACUGGUAAGGGAAGGGCCUACAGGGGACAUUUAGAUCAGGCUAUUGGGCCCCUUACAGGGCUUCCCCCUGGCCACUUCUGGACCCUUGUGGCAGAAUUCAGAACGAGAACUGGUAAGGGAAGGGCUUACAGGGGACAUUUAGAUCAGGCUAUUGGGCCCCUUACAGGGCUUCCCCCUGGCCACUUCUGGACCCUUGUGGCAGAAUUCAGAACGAGAACUGGUAAGGGAAGGGCCUACAGGGGACAUUUAGAUCAGGCUAUUGGGCCCCUUACAGGGCUUCCCCCUGGCCACUUCUGGACCCUUGUGGCAGAAUUCAGAACGAGAACUGGUAAGGGAAGGGCCUACAGGAGACAUUUAGAUCAGGCUGUUGGGCCCCUUAGACGAGUUGUUGAGUUCUUUCCAGUUCAGGCACCAUGAAGCCAUCUCUUGUUUCUCGUAUUUGGUGUUCCCUACAGUUGAAAAGUCUUAGGUGGACCUCAAGCUUCUUGCUAUAGUUUCAUAUGACCCAAGGGGGGAAAGGCCACAUUAUUUAGGUGCCCGUAGGGCACCAUGAUGUCUGAAUAUAGCCUUGGAUAUCCCAACUAAAUUUUGGUCUUUUCCAC